Molecule: messenger RNA, 786 nt
Organism: Arabis nemorensis
Lineage: Eukaryota; Viridiplantae; Streptophyta; Magnoliopsida; Brassicales; Brassicaceae
Source: the annotation of a GenBank genome assembly
AUGCUUCAUGAGAAUCUCAAUUUAGAUGCGACCUCAAACGCAAACGCAAACGCUAACCAGCUUCAACAAGAAUCUGAUUCCUCUCACCACCAACAAGCUUUGUGGCGAGACUCGCAGAUCAAUAACAGCGAUUUCAAACCGCAGAACAAUCGUGGGUUUUUCUUAGAUCAUCAGUUUAGCCCUCACGGUAGCUCAAGUACUGACAGUAGCACAGUCACAUGUCAAGGUUUCGCUCUUGACAAUUCGUCGAACACCUUGUACGCAACAACAACUCCUAAUUCAUCUUCCUCUAUGUACCAUCAUCAUCAACAAAAUCAAGCACCUGGGUUUAGUUUACCUGGCUCCUCCGAUCAACCACCGUCGAGAAACCAGCAAUCGAAUCUCGGAUACUCUCAGUUCGAUCAGAUGGCGACUUUACCAUCGUCGUGGUUUCUAAGAUCUUCGCCGCCGAAACCACACAGUCCUUUGAGAUUCUCUAACAACGCAACGUUUUGGAACCCAGCGGCUACGGCAGGAAACGUGGGUCCUACUAAUCAAGACCCGUCGUCGAACUUUUUUCCGGCGUUACAGCCGCCACAGAUUCACCCGCCGAGUUUUGACGAGCAACCAAAGAGUAUAUCGGAGAUUCGAGAUUCGAGUAGCAGCGAAGUAAAGAGAGGCGGAGGAGAUCAACCGGCGGCGAAAAGGGCUAAGAGCGAAUCAGCGUCUCCGUCACCAGCUUUCAAGCUUCAGUGCUCUCUGAAGCUAUUGAAUACAUUAAGUUCUUACACCAACAAGUUUCAGUAA